Molecule: messenger RNA, 735 nt
Organism: Adineta steineri
Lineage: Eukaryota; Metazoa; Rotifera; Eurotatoria; Adinetida; Adinetidae
Source: the annotation of a GenBank genome assembly
AUGGAACUUCGUUCUGAUCUUUCUAUUCCACAUGUUAUUGAUUCGAAUUUAAUUCCAUUUGUUGAUUCACCUACACAAGGUGUUCAACGUCGAAUGUUAGAUCGAAUUGGUGAUGAAGUAGCUCGAGCAACAACUAUUGUUAAAUACAGUCCAUUUGCACGAUUUCCUCGUCAUACACAUGGUGGUGGAGAAGAAUUUGUUAUAUUAGAUGGAGUCUUUUCUGAUGAUCUUUCUGGUGAUCAUGGUCCAAUGAGUUAUUGUCGGCAUGGUAUUGGUACUACGCAUGAACCAUCGACAGGUGAACAAGGUGCUAUAUUAUUAGUUAAACUUCGUCAAAUGAAUGAUCGUACAGAAACACCAAUUACUAUAAUUGAUACAGAAGCUUCAACGAAUUGGAAAAAAGAUUUAAAUUCAAAACGACAACGUAUUAACUUAUUUUCAAAUACAAAUACUGGUGAAAAUGUAUGGAUGGAAAAAUGGGAAGCUGAUUUUGAAGAUAAUAAUUGGAUUGUUGGUCAAAAUGGUGAAGAAAUCUUUGUACUUAAAGGUGAUUUGAGUUUUACAAAUGUUGAUGGAACAGAUGAUGAGAAUAAUAAAAAUAAUUGUACACAAGGAUUUUGGAUAAGACGACCCAUUGAAUGGGCUGGACGACAAUUUAAAGUAAAAAGUCAAAAUGGUUGUCAAUUAUUUAUAAAAACUGGACAUUUAGCUAUGAAACUUGAUGAAAUACGAUAA